GCCGUUAUUGUUUCUGGACGCACCAUCUGAUAAAGCCAUUAGCACGCUGAUAACGCUGGUCCACACAACCUUGAUAACUGAACCAGCAUCACAUCUCACAUGGUCCAGAAUGAAAUGAAGAUGUCAUCUUGAGUCAGUUCAACCGGAGCCUGGUAAACCCACCAUGGAACAUACAUUAUUCCGUCUCUUCGUGCCUCAACAGAUUUUGUUAUCGUUAUCAACGGCCCUCCCAACACAAAUGUUUUUCGCUCCUGGUCCAGAUUGCAACACCGUCCACACAAACUUAAGCGGCGCCGUUAUAGAGAGUGAUGACGUCACUGGUACCUCUGUUGACGUGUGCGACAUCCGCCUAGUGACGUCAGACCGGUGGCUGGUGCACGUGGACCACCUGGUCAUGGACAGGUGCCCUGUGAUGAUGCAGCUGUAUGACUCUAAUGUGAGGUCAUCGCUUGAGCCACCUACGGCCAACUUCUCCUGCGGCCGCCAUCAGCAGGCAGUUCCGACGACUCUGGAUUUCAAGACAGACUUCUUCACCUUCAGGCUGGUCAAUGAACAACAUAAGAAAGUCCGGUUUAAGAUUGUUCUCACAGCUUAUAAAGAACCGUCCUCUUGCCCCCCUGACUUCGAGUGCGGGAGCGGCACGUGUAUCCCGCGUUCUCUGGUGUGCGACGGCGUGGACAACUGUGUUGGCGGCAGAGACGAGCUCGUGGACAUCAACGAGCUGGACAAUGAUACUCUAGAUUGUCACGAUCAGCGCGGGUGUACCUACUUCAGCUGUGUGUCCGACGGUCUGUGCAUCCCGGGCAGAUUCGUCUGUGAUGACGUCAUGGACUGUCAGGAUGGCAGCGACGAGGAGCCCGAGGGAAGAUCUAAAUGUAAAGAAGAAGACUUUGGUAACUCUCCACUUAUAAUAAUAGCCGUGGUUGUGGGGGUGAGCUUCACGGUGUUCGGCCUGGCGAUCAUUAUGGGAGUAAUAUGGCGGACACGGCCGGGGGUCCGGAGGCGACUGUCUUUCAGGAGAGAGCAAAGAUGAGAAAUCACUGGUUUUCGGAUGAGAACAUUUUAUAGAUAAUACCAUCAAGGCAUUUGUUAGAUAUUUAAUGUCCAAUCCAUCAACCAGACAACAUGAAUCUAUUGGUUUCAUCACGUUUAAACUUUCUUAAGUGAACAUUACAACUAUUGUGUUUUGCAGAUGAGUAGCGGGUCGUGCAUUAAUUCAAUAUCAGUUGUUACUGUUUUCAGAACGAAACACUCUUCUUGCAUACAUGUUCUACAGAUAAUUAACGCUUUAUUCUGAUGAUAGAUGACGCCAAGCAUAUUUCUUGUAGACAUGUUCUACAGAUAAUUAACGCUUUAUUCUUAAGAUAGAUGAUGCAAGACAUUUCUUGUAAUAAUUGUCUCGGCCACUGUGCCAAGAUACAUGAUUCCAGAAAGAUUGCAAAGUCCAGAACAGGCAAACAGUCGAUGUUAAAGGCGAAACAAACAACAGUAAAGUACGGUUAUAACGAACUCAAAGGGACUACUAAUUUUAGUUCGUUAUAACCGUAGUUCGUUAUAAGCAUAUAUACAGCAUAUCUACAGCAAAUAGUCGGGACCAAAAAAGUAAGUUCGUUAUAUCCGUCAGUUCGUUAUAAGCGUGUUCGUUAUAACCGUACUUUAUUGUACAUGGAUAGGUUUUUAUUGAAAGUCGUUUGUAUGAAGACGUGAAACGUUUAUGGAAACUAACUCCUUCAUUAUUUGUAAUGCUGUUUCAGGCUACUUCUUGACCCUCCAUCAGGGGGAAGUGCUGAAACGUCGCUACCAAACAAUAAAAAAGAAAUAAAUGUUUCAAGUCUUCAUGUUCUUCCGACUUUUAACUCUAGCCAAUAUUUGUCGUUGGUUGUUUUGGGGGCACGGGUGGCCCAGUCGUCUAAGGUGCCGCAAUUCGCUGUGCAGAGUUGCGUCCCCUGGACACGCCAGAAACCUA
Messenger RNA from Haliotis rufescens (red abalone), 1966 nucleotides. RefSeq names its product sortilin-related receptor-like. The record is from RefSeq and is a predicted model, not a curated record. Gene Ontology annotation, molecular function: protein binding. The coding region runs from base 164 to 1033 and encodes 289 amino acids. NCBI's taxonomy places the organism in Eukaryota, Metazoa, Mollusca, Gastropoda, Lepetellida, Haliotidae. The transcript has 6 exons.